Messenger RNA from Closterium sp. NIES-65, 4974 nucleotides. The record is from the annotation of a GenBank genome assembly. Lineage: Eukaryota; Viridiplantae; Streptophyta; Zygnematophyceae; Desmidiales; Closteriaceae.
AUGCUUCUAAGCCAACUGCGUGGGUCAGUGGAGCACACACGUGGCGGCUCUGCGGAUUGCCACGUGGCAGGCAGCAGUGUGGUUUGCGUCCCACUUUCUGAACCGCACGGGGCACAAGAGAUGGUUAGAAAGGCGGCUGGGACUUUGCUGCCUGGCGCCGCUGCUGCUGCCUUGGCUGCUGCUGGUUUGGGAGAGGAGGGAGGAGGGGGAGGAGGAGGGGGAGGAGAAGGAGAAGGAGGAGGAGGAGGAGGAGGAGGAGGAGGAGGAGGAGGAGGAGGAGGAGGAGGAGGAGGAGGAGGGAGGAGAAGGGGAGGAGAGGGGGAGAGGGGUAAGCCUAAGGGAAGCUUACCUUCUCGUGUCUAUCACACUCGCUCUUCAUCUUCCCCUGUAUGGCUUCUAGAGAUGGAUUUUGACAUGCCAGGAUCACCACAAAGCGGUAGUGAAUCUGCUUACAGCGGAUCAGAUGCUAGUGAAAGUUCCCCCUUAUCUCGCCUCUCCUCCUCCCCUCUCUCUUCCCCUCUCGCCUCCCCUCUCGAUUCCCCUCUCUCCUCCCCUCUCAACUCCUCCCUCCUUUCCACUCUUCCCCAUUCCACUUGCUUUCGACCGGGUGCUCUCUCCCCUCCAUCCCCUCCCGUUGCCAAGGCUGAUAGCAGCAGCAUUCCCGUUAGUAGCACACUCAAUAGCGGCAGUGUAAGCACCCGGAUCAUGACUUCUAAUGGGACAUCCCAUCUGGAACAGAAACAUACUGAAACGCGUAUGGGAGGAGGGGGAGAAAGUAAGGAGGGAGGAGGGGGAGAGAGGGGGAGGGGUGGAGGGGGAGAGAGUGGGAGGGUAGGAAGGGGAGAGAGCAGCAAGGGAGAGAGAGAAGAGGGCGCAGGUGUAACGUGUGGAGUGGGAGGAGCGGGAGAAGCAAAGAGGAGGGCCAGUGACACUCUCUCCUCCUCCUCCUCCUCCUCCUCCUCCUCCUCCUCCUCCUCCUCCUCCUCCUCCUCCUCCUCCUCCUCCUCCUCCUCCUCCUCCACAUCUGCUAGCUUUGAUACUGCUGGUAACCACACUAGCAUCAGCAGCAGUGGUAACCGCACUCUCAAGAGCGGUCGUUACACCCCGAGCAACGCACAGCCCGUUGCUAACAUCAACGGCCAGGAUUUCUCGGAGAACGGUCGUCAACGGGCAUCUGACCGUCCAUCUGCAACGGCAGACUCUGCGUCAAAUCCCAGCCACUCGUUGCCUGCUCGUGCUCUCUCCAUUUUUCCCACUGGCAGCCCCACCCCACCUCUCUCUGCUGCUGCUGCUGAUGCUGCCGCUGAUGCUUCUGCUGAUGCUUCUGCCGCUUCUGCUGCUGCUACUGCUGCUGCUGCCUCUGCCGCUUUUGCUGCCACUUUUGCAAAAGCAAGGAUGGGUGGACAAGAGAUGAGGAUGGAUGGGAGUGGGGGGUGUGCAGGUGUUGGGAUGGGUCUUGAUACACAAAAGGGGUGUAUCGAGAUUCCUAAGAGUGUUUCUGAUGUUGGUGUUUUGGAGAGAGGUGGUUGUGGUGAUAGUGGGGAGUUUUCUAGUGAGGAUGAAAGGGAGGUAGGGAGUGGAACAGAAUUGGCGAGUCCGGAUUCGAGCUGGUUCAGUGCAGUGAGAGAGAAGGGAAGAGAGAAGGGAAGAGAGGAUGGAAGAGAGGAGGGAAGAGAGGAGGGAAGAGAGGAGGAAGGAGGAAGGUGGGGCAAGGAAGGAAACGGAAGGGGAAGGGGGGAACAAAGAGGCAGCAGGUGCAGCUUCGCUUUUGAUUCUCUUUCUGGAGCUGUUACAGGUGCUGCUACAGACAUCAGCACCAUUACAGGCGCUGCUACAAGAGACGUUUUUGGUGCUGAUGCUGCUGCUGCUGCUGCUGCUGCGACUACUUCUGCGGUUUCUGGUGGGAACACUGCUGCUCAUUCUGCUGCUUCUUCUGUUGCUCCUGCAACUACUGUUGCUGCUAACAACGAGGCACCUCGCCCUACAAGCCACUUGACUCAUAACAACAGCUUCGAGUUCGGCACGUUACUCCCAGGUUCGGCAGACCGAGGCUCAGCAGACGGAGGCCCGGCAGGCGGAGGCUCAGGAGAUGAAGGCGAUGGAGGUGUGGAGAUCCAAGGUUUGGACCAAGCCUCAGGGCUUUGGCAAGGCGCGGUUAGGGUCACCAGUGAAGGUUUGGAAAGGCCGAUGGUGGUUCCCUGGGGUAAUAAAGUGGGCCGGCGUUUCUCGUCCUUUUCUGGAUUCUCGGAGCUAAGGGCAGUUGGAGGAGGAGGAGGAGGAGGAGGAGGAGGAGGAGGAGGAGGAGGAAGAGGAGGAGGGAGGAGGGGGGUACUCUGUCAGAAAGGUCUGCAAGAAAAGGUCAGCGUUUUUUACUUGGAACAGGAGGAGAGAGGGAAAAGGGAGAGUAAGGGUGGUGCUUUUGGGGUACCGGAGAGAAAAGAUGCGGAAGGAGAGAGGGAAAACGGAGAAGGGGAAAUGGGAGAGGAGGGCAAUGAGGAGAGUGACGAUGAGAAGGACGAUGGACUCACUCCGAUCGCCACCCCUCUCUCUACUCCUGCUAUACCCUCUCCUGUAGGGAAUUCGUUAAGCCUUUCUCCUUCCGGCUUUUCUGAUGGGGAGAUGGAAAAAGAGGGGGAAAGGGAGGAGGGGAAAGAGGAGGAGGAAGAGGAAGAGGAAGAAGAGGAGGAUGAGGAGGAGUGUACUCCAAUCGCUACGCCUGUGGCGUUUUCCCGGUUUAGAAUCCUUCUCUCUGCGUGCCCACCGCCAGGGCCAGGGCAGCCGAAAGAGUCCAGGUUCAAUGUACCCGGAAAGGAGGAGAGGAAGAAAAUGGGUGCUGGGGAAACGGAGGGGCAAGAGAAGGGUGUACGGUUUGUCAUCCCAAGCAGGAGGGCUAGGGGGGUUCCAGGAGCCUCUGCUGCUACCGCUGGUGCUGUUUCAGGUGGUGCCGUUUCAGGUGGUGGGAGCAUUAGCAAGCCCAGACACAGGCAGUGCCAGUCGUUUUCCGGCUUUGACUUUGGCUUGAUUGCGAAUGGACAGACGUUUCUUGCGGACGAUCAGCCAGAAGAGUCCAUGUUCAAUGCGCCUGGAGAGGCGUUUCUUGAGGAUCAGCCAAAAGCGUCCAGGUUCAAUGCACCUGGACAGACAGUGUUUGAGACCCAGCCGGAGACGGGUGGCAGGAGAACGUUGGGGCGAAACGGGGCGAUACGGCAAGGCAAGAUGGGACGAGAAGAUAAGGGAAGAGAAGAGAGGAUGGGAAGGGAAGCGGGUGCGAAUGACGGCAAUACACGGGUUCCCAUCCCAAAGGGAAGAACUGGGAUUUUGAAAGCAGCCGCUGCUGGUGCAGCCGCUCCUGCCGCUCCUGCCGCUGGUGGUAGGGUAUCAGCAGGUGGUAGAGUGUUAGCAGGUGAAAAAUCAGGUGGUAGAGUGUUACCAAGUGAAAAUUCAGGUGGUAGAGUGUUAGCAGGUGAAAAUUCAGGUGGUAGAGUGUUAGCAGGUGAAAAUUCAGGUGGUAGAGUGUUAGCAGGUGAAAAUUCAGGUGGUAGAGUGUUAGCAGGUGGAGUUACAGGUGGUGGGGGCAGUGGUAAGUCCAGGCACAGGCAAUGCCAGUCGUUUUCUGACUUUGACUUCAGCUCGAUGGCACCUGGAGAGACGUUUCUUGAGGAUCAGCGAGAAGAGUCCAGGUUCAAUGCACCUGAACAGGCAUUUCUCGUGGUGGAUCAGCAAGAAGAAUCCAGGUUCAAUGCACCUGGACAAGAAGCCAGAGGGAGGUCGGGUGGCGGGUAUGAUUCGGGACAAAACAAGGCAGUAUGGCAAGAGAGGGUGGGGCGAGAAGAGGGGAGGGGACAGGGAGAGGGUGUGAGGGCCAGCAAUGUACGGGUUCCCAUCCCAAAGGGAAGAACAGGGAUUGCAAAGGCUGCUGCUGCUGGUGCUGCUGGUGGGGUUUCUGGUGGUAGGAUAUCUGCAGGUGAAAUCUCAGGUGGUGGGGGCAGUGAUAAGUCCAGGCACAGGCAAUGCCAGUCGUUUUCUGACUUUGACUUUAGCUUGAUUGCAAAUGGAGAGACAUGUUUUCAGGAUCAGCCAAAAGAGGUCAGAUUCAAUGCACCUAGACAGACGGAUAUUGAGGCGCAGCCAAAAGAGGUCAGGUUCAAUGUACCUGGACAGGAAGAGAGGGGAAACAAGGGUGGUGGGGCAAAGCAAGGGCAAGAGGGGGGAGCACGGAAAGAGGGGGUGGGACGAGAAGAGGGUGUGCAGGCCAGCAAAGCACGGCUUGCUGUCGCAAGGGGAAACACGGGGGGUUCUGCUGUUGCUGCUGCUGCUCCUGGUGGUGCUGCUGGUGGUGGUGGGGUUUCGGGCGGUGAGGAUUCAGGUGGUGGGGUGUCAGCAGGUGAAAUUUCAGGUGGUGGGGUGUCAGCAGGUGAAAUUUCAGGUGGUGGGGGCAGUGGCAAGCCCAGGCACAGGCAGACCAAAUCGUUUUCCGGCCUUGACUUUGGAUUGAACGAGUGGGAUAUGGGGGAGAGCAGGGAGGGAGGGAGAAGAGAGGGGAUAGCGAGCAGAGGGGGUAGAGAGGAGGGCUCUAGCGGUUGGGCGAGAAGGAGCCAAGGAGAGAGAGAGGAGCAAGGGGGUUUGUCACUUAGAGUAGCGAUGCUUGCAGUUGGGGUGAAAGGAAGGGGAGGAGAGAGAAGGGGGGAUGGAGGAAGGAGGGGAGGGGGAGGAGGAGGGGAGCCUCCAAGCUUGCUGUCUCCACGAGCAGUGCCGAUUGCUUCUGGGGUGAAGGGAGGGGGUGCAGAAAUAGAGAUGGAUGGAGGAGGGAGAAGGGGAGUGGAAGAAGGUCAAAGGGAGAAGGAUGGGAAAGGGAAUGGGCAAGAAGGGGUGGGAAGGGAAGGAGGAGAGGGCAACGGAGGGAAGGGAAAGGUAGAUGAGGUGCCAAAUCUCCCACCGGGAUCAAAUCUCCCACCAGAGGAGCGGAGGGUAUAG